AUGCCAAAGUUGGGCGUUAGCUCCUUGAAUCCCAGCAACGGCUCGCGCGAGCUCGACGUGACAAACUUGAGGAACUUGGAACGCAUCGAGUUGUCGAACUCUUCCAGCAGCUCAAACAGAUCGAUCACCGUUUGGUCGUUCAUCGAAAAACCGCCUAAAGCGGUGUUCUUCUUGAGGUCUUCGAUGCUGAUCUCACGCUCGCCGCCGGAAAUCAACUUGGCAACUUCGUACUGGUUGAAGAACGACAGCCAUUUGGGCUUGAUGAUCUGCGAUAAGCCCUCGAUGAAGUACCGCGACUGGAUUGCAAUCGACUGGUCCAUCUUGAACUUGGCCAUGCAGUAG
Ogataea philodendri is the source of this 342-nucleotide messenger RNA. RefSeq lists its product as uncharacterized. Lineage: Eukaryota; Fungi; Ascomycota; Pichiomycetes; Pichiales; Pichiaceae. The record is from RefSeq and is a predicted model, not a curated record. The transcript has a single exon. Bases 1 to 342 code for a protein of 113 amino acids.